AUAAGAUGAUGUUUCCGGCUGUCAUGACGACUAUGGAGCGUCCUGACGGCGGCCUGACAGCAGGAGGCAUUGUGGAGACAUGAAUAAGUGACUUGUGUCCUAGAAUGAUUUCCAGAUACAAAAGAAAGCCAGUAUCACAGAUUAUACAAAUAAAUCAGACACUUGCCAAAGCUGCAGAGAAUCACCCUCCCCCAGACAGAGUAGACGCUUUACCCGCAUCUCGUGGCAGUGAACGAUAUGUAGCAGCUUUCGAAUAUGAAAGUAAAUCCGAGGAUUCCGAAAAUUCUGAAUUCCAGAGAAAUGACACAGAGGUUUCAUGGUCAGAAUUUCAAAGUUGUGCUGAACUGUCCACUGAUAACAGCUCGGUUAUCUCUUGGGGCUUUGAUGAGUUUGACAAAGCCGCAACACGACAGGUGCAAAAGAUUUUCAAGCAGAUUGAUGAGCUGCUUUAUGAACAGAAAGCCAGUACAUUGGUGGAAGGUCUACAAGAAGAGUGCCAUCAAUGGAUGUCAUCCUUCCCACAUCUGCGAAUACAAGGCAGGCAGACAGUGGCUCCAGUGGAAGAUGGGUACCGAUGGUAUUCUAGUCAGCCCUCAGAAGCUGCUUCUUCUACAGCCUACAUUUCAACCCAUGGAAGAGAUUCCAAUGAGCUGGGUAUUUAUGGUACAAGAUUCCCUCUCUCCACAACUAGUGACUACAGCACCCUGGUGUCCUUUUCCCUCUCUGGUGAAGAAGACGAAGAGGAUGCUGUAGGUGUCAUCAUGUCAGAUGGCAUUAUGGAAGAAUAUUUUGCCUUUGACAGCCGAGAUAAGGAUGAUGAGCUCUUCGAAUGGCACAGAGUAAUGUCUUUGGACAGCCUGAAGAUGGGUUACCCACCUAUUUCCCCACAGUACUGCAAAAAAGAGGCUGUGCUGGCCUGUCUGUUCGAUGAUGUCUGGAGGGAAGCAGUUAGCUGUUUGGAGGAGCUCAUUUUCAGAUACUGGGAAGAAUCAAUCACUGAUGAUGACACACAUGACACAGCAAUUAAAACCACUAGAGUGGAGUCUCUUAAUCCAUAUGCUCCUCUCCAGCGUCUUCCAUUGGUUCUACCUCCUGUUCCACAUUCCAGAAUUCCUGCCAUCUCCCCCAAUGUGGCCAAUCGUUCUCAAGGAGGAAGCAUCGUGAAUCAACGUAACCUCAAUGAAUUAAUGAUGAUUCAUGGAAUCCCUUUACAGCAGAGGAAUCUCCAUCUUAUGGACAAAGUCCUAGAUUCUGAUGACAAGCCACCCAUUAGACCCACUUCUGCUGCUGUAAUCUCUGGGAAACCACGGCCAGGCCGACCACUGGAACACAGUUCCUCUUCAUUGUCUCAUAAUGUCCCUUCAGCAAGACGGCGGAACCCUCCACGAACCCUUCACCCAAUCAACAAUAACCCUAAUAAUUCCAGGUCCUGUACACCAAAAAUGGAAGAAGUCAUCAGGGGAACACGACUUCAGACUGCAAAUGACCAGCUGUCCUGCUCCCCAGUUCCAUUCAACCGAAAUAAUCUGCUCCCACCUAUUGGUACCUCAGAUACAGAAUACCACUACUUGCCUGGAUCGCAGAGACAAACGGAGCUGUUUAAGAAUUGAGAGCUGGGGAUAUUCUGUCCAGAUAACCCCUUGGAAAGAUCGUCCGUAAAUUUAGACCACCCAAAUCCACUUCGCCCUAGCAGAGG
This is a messenger RNA of Nanorana parkeri, 1696 nucleotides long. RefSeq names its product family with sequence similarity 149 member B1 (gene FAM149B1). The coding region runs from base 105 to 1610 and encodes 501 amino acids. The record is from RefSeq and is a predicted model, not a curated record. The transcript is spliced from 14 exons. Gene Ontology annotation, biological process: cilium assembly; protein localization to cilium. Lineage: Eukaryota; Metazoa; Chordata; Amphibia; Anura; Dicroglossidae.